Molecule: messenger RNA, 2104 nt
Organism: Lecanosticta acicola
Lineage: Eukaryota; Fungi; Ascomycota; Dothideomycetes; Mycosphaerellales; Mycosphaerellaceae
Source: the annotation of a GenBank genome assembly
AUGAACGAGGACGACAGGAGACUAGAAGACGCCGAACGCGAUGCCAGUCCGGAUAGAUUCGAAAUAUGGAGUGGCCUCAGACCAGCCAGGACAUUGACCUAUGCUGAGAAAGUGGCCAGACGAGACACUCUUUCCAGAACAGUGACCGGUGUAAGCUCUGCGAGCUCAGGAUCAUCAUCCUCUGGAGAGCCCGUGGAGAUGGAGGAAAUGAACAUCAACCGGAUGCCAACUCAGAGAGAUGACGUUGCCGAUUUGGAGCGCCAUCCAACAGCUCUUAGCAGAAUACAGACUGAAAGAAGUCAACACAGCGCAACAGUAGGAGCCAGUCUGCGGAGUCGAACAGUGAGCAGGCAUACAAAAACUCCUCUCCCAGCGUUUGGAGGCGGCAAGCAAUAUCCCCCGGGGCUACCGGAGCGGGAGGAGUAUGUUGUAGAAUUUGAUGGGCCUAACGAUCCUCUACAUGCGCAAAACUGGCCUUUGAGGAAGAAGCUUCCGGUGGCGCUUGUUCUGGGGUUUGUAACGCUGGUGGCGGCGUUUGGAUCUUCCAUCUUUUCCACGGCUACGACUGCGAUAGCGGAGGAGUUCGGAUUCUCAAGAGAGGUCGGGAUUUUGGGAGUGUCGCUCUACGUGCUGUAAGGAAGAGGCAGUGGUCACCAGGGUUCGAAGGAAGUCGCUAACACAUUCGCAGUGGGUUUGCAACGGGUCCGAUAGUAUGGGCCCCGUUCUCCGAGCUUUAUGGACGCAAGGUACCUCUUCUUGUGUCUUCUUUUGGCUUUUCGAUCUUCAACAUCGCGGUCGCUGUAGGCAAGGAUGCUCAGACGGUCUUUAUCUGUCGAUUCUUCGCAGGCUUCAUGGGUGCCUGCCCCCUGACUUGUGUUGGUGCUGUCUUUGCCGAUAUGUUCUCCAACCGCCAAAGAGGGCUCGCAAUUACUGUGUUUAGUAUGACCGUCUUCGCAGGACCACUGCUGGCACCAUUCGUCGGCGGCUUCAUUACAACAUCUUAUUUGGGUUGGAGAUGGACUGAAUACAUCACCGCGAUCAUGGGGUUCUUGGGUCUAGGGCUGUCCCUUUUGUUCUUAGAGGAAACAUAUCCACCUGUCAUCCUCGUGAACAAGGCCGCUGAUCUCCGCCGGAGAACUAAGAACUGGGGUAUCCACGCGAAGCAGGAAGAGAUUGAGGUCGACCUGAGGGAGCUGUUCGAGAGGAACCUGAGUCGACCAAUCAGGAUGCUGUUCACCGAGCCGAUCGUGCUUCUCAUCUCCAUCUACAUGGCCUUCAUCUAUGGGCUUCUGUAUUUGUUCUUGUAAGUCAUUUACCCGGGUUUGCCAGCGUCCUAGAUGACUAACAGCUUUCAGGACCUUCUACCCCAUCGUUUUCCAGCAAAUCCAUGGCUUCAAUGCUGGCGUGGGAGGUCUCCCCUUCUUCGGCAUGAUAGUGGGCGAGAUGCUCAGUGGUGUCUACAUGAUCAUUCUUCAGCCUUCAUACAACAGAAAGCUUGCCGCAAACAACAAUAUGCCGGUACCAGAGUGGCGUCUUCCGCCAGUCAUUGUAGGAGGAAUUUCUUUUGCAAUUGGCUUAUUCUGGUUUGGAUGGUGAGUUGCCUCCGAAUCUCGAAAUCUUUCCCAUCAACCAUACUCAUAUUGCGUAGGACCGGGUUCAAAAAGGACAUCCAUUGGAUCGCGCCCACCCUGUCAGGCCUUGCGACAGGCUUCGGCAUCAUGAGCAUCUUCCUCCAAUGCCUCAACUAUCUCAUCGAUUCAUAUUUAAUGUUCGCGGCCUCUGCAAUCGCGGCCAACACGUUCUUGCGUUCGUUAGCAGGUGCAGGGUUUCCGUUGUUCGCCACGCAAAUGAUCCAGGGAAUGGGCGUAAGUGUUCGAGGUUCGCUGACUGUACGCGGAGAGCCAGAGCUGAUGUUUGAUAAUAGGUUAACUGGGCAGGCACUCUGCUCGGAUGUGUUGCACUUGUCUUGGUGCCGAUGCCAGUUGUCUUCUACUUGAAGGGCCACAAGAUCCGCGAAAAGAGCAAAUUUGCGCCAACGCUUCCCAUGGCCACGCAGGCUGCCAACGCUGCCGGGGAAGACAGUGAUCCAGAGAAGAACGAGUAG